Molecule: messenger RNA, 2511 nt
Organism: Xyrauchen texanus (razorback sucker)
Lineage: Eukaryota; Metazoa; Chordata; Actinopteri; Cypriniformes; Catostomidae
Product: cerebellar degeneration-related protein 2-like
Exons: 5
Coding region: 146-1426 (426 amino acids)
Source: RefSeq, a predicted model, not a curated record
UGCAUACACAUCCCUUUACUUCUUAAUUAAAUAAUUUAAAGAAUUAUAAAAGGGGAAAAAAAUUAUACAAGUUUGCUGCCAGGAAAUAAACUAAACUAAAACUUAAAGUUGAUUAAAAGUAAGACAUUUGCUAUACUGACUAAAUAUGCUCACAGACACGAUAGAAGGAGAAUUUGAUAUUAAAGAGGAAGAACCAUGGUACGACCAUCAAGAUCUGGAACACGAUCUUCAAUUGGCUGCUGAAUUGGGUAAAAAUUUACUGGAGCGGAACAGAGAGUUAGAACAGGGACUCCAGCAGAUGUCCGCCAUGAACCAGGAACAGCUACAGGAAAUAGAGUAUUUGUCCAAACAGGUGGAUUUGCUGCGGUCAGUGAAUGAUCAGCAUGCUAAAGUCUACGAGCAGCUGGACGUUACAGCACGAGACCUGGAGCAAACAAACCAAAGACUGGUUCUGGAGAACCGUGCGGCCCAGCUCAAAACUGAAGGGCUCACAGAGACUGUGGAAGAGUUGCAGACACAGGUGGAGGAGCUCCAGAGAGACGUUAAAGAGCAGAAGUUGGUUUCUGCUGAACAGACCUGGCCCAGUGCACACUUGGAACCCCCACAACCUUCUUACAAUCAGGGUUUCACAUGCAACAAAAAGCAGUGCCAGUUACACAAGUACUGUUCUUAUGAGCACUCCUUCUCUGCCAGCCAUUCUUCUCUGAAGGAGGAACAGGAGGAGGAGCAACUGGACCUUCUGCGCUCCAUCAAUUCCCUGCAGGCCCAGCUGAGCACAGAGCGUACUCUUAGAGAGGCCGUGGAGCAGGAAGCUGACGCUCUGGCACACGAGCUCAGUGAACUGGAGCCAAAACUGGCACUGCUGGAAAGCUACCAGGACCGCCUGGCCGAGAUGGAGACAGAAGUCGAGGAGCUCCGAAUUCUUUUGCGGUCUAGCACCCAAACCCUCCUGCCAGAAACAGUGCUCCUCUCAUUAGAGGAUGAAGUGGGCGUGGUCAAACAUAGGGUAUGUGGUCUAAAGCGCUGUUGCAGUGAGAGGCAGUUGUGUAGCUUCGUCUGCGAGGAGAGAGGGGCAACAGACAGUGUCAGCGAGAAUGGCCGGGGCUGUUUUCAACACGUGGAGGAGAUGAAGCAUCACAACAUCUCGCUUCUAAAUGAGGUGGAUGCCCAAUACACCGCCCUGCAGGAGAAAUACAACAUGCUACUGCAACAUUGUGAGAGUGGGAUGUUGUCACAGAAACAUAAAGCUGUGCAGACACCAGUCACUAGUUCUGUCCAAACCCACACACAUUCCCAGAGUGCAAGCACACAGGACGAUGCCCAGCUGCCUCAGUAUAAAGCCCUGUUCCAUGAGAUUUUCACCUUUAUUCAAAAGAGCAAAAAGGACCUGGAGGAAAACAGGAUGAAGCCCAGUCAGGUUGAAUAAGGCACAACUCUCGGCACAACUCUCUAGCGUCUACUGGAGAUUUUCCAGGCAUGUGCUAUAGAUGAACCUGGCUUCACUGCCAAAGGGUGUUUAGUCUGUCUGACAGGAAGAAUGAAUUAGUAAGCUGGCUACCUGAACUCGUAGAGACCUUAAAGGUGUCACAACACAAUAACACGCCUGCUUUUAUCAGCACUCGAAUGAAAUGUACAUCUAUACAGUAUAUCCCAUGAUGACUAUUUAGAAAGCACUUUAGUAAAUGUAAGUUGGAAAUGCUUUUAAUGUUGCAAACAAAAAGCUGCUUCUGUAAACUUAAAAGUAAGUAAUAUAAGUGAUUGUAUGUGUGUUAUUACAAUAGGUGAAUGAACUGGUAGAGCAUGGCACCAACAACGCAGAGGUCAUGGGUUUGCUUCCCAAUGAAUGCACAAUCUGAUAAAAAGAGUUGUUGUUUAUAAAAGCAUCUGCUAACUGUAUAACUGUAAAGUGAAUCUCACAAAAACAUGUCCAGGUCAUAUUUUACCCUGAACCCCAUAAAUGAAAAGAAAGUUUGCAUUAAGAGAAGGAAGUAUACUUUUUGUACCUUUAAGAUUUCUAGCCUUUUGCUUCCAGUAAUGGAUAUUCAUAUUUUAUUUUAUUUAUUGUUUGUAAUUCUCAUUCAACCUUUUGUGUUACAGUGAAGACAAUGAAGGGCCCAAUUAUCAUGAAAAUACUGUAAUAUCACAAUUCAAAUCUUAAAUGCACAAAAAUAGACGUGAUUUUCUUUAUUGCAAAUAUAAUUAAUUAUUUUUGUCUUUUGAUUUUGGGGUGAAAUGUGAUGUAAUCCAUCCACAAUCUUGACAUUUACAUUUUUGUCAUAACUGAUCUGUAUGGAAGCCACACUCCAAAAAAAUCCUUGAGCCUAUUUUUAAGAUUUACACAUUUCAUUUUCCUAAAAAAAAAAAAACAUCAAAUUGAAUUGUGUAAUUUUUUUAACAAAAUUAACAUAAUAUAACUUAAAUUGUAUUUAUAGUUUACUAAAUUACAUUUGAUGGAAUUAAACUCAUAAAUCUCAAAAUAAUAAUUAUUAUUUAAAUGCAGAUCCCGACAUG